This is a messenger RNA of Poeciliopsis prolifica (blackstripe livebearer), 1564 nucleotides long. RefSeq names its product epithelial membrane protein 2-like. The record is from RefSeq and is a predicted model, not a curated record. The coding region runs from base 176 to 652 and encodes 158 amino acids. The transcript has 5 exons. Gene Ontology annotation, cellular component: plasma membrane. NCBI's taxonomy places the organism in Eukaryota, Metazoa, Chordata, Actinopteri, Cyprinodontiformes, Poeciliidae.
AAAGGCAAACAAGAGGCUUGUCUGGGUGUGGACGUAAAAGGGGGCUGGGUGUAAGUGGGCGUAGGAGUUGUUUCUUAUGUUUGUGCAUUUAGACUCGCAGCUUGGAAUUAGGAUCAUUGACAGCAGGAGGAAAAGGACGUGGAAGAGACACGCAGCCGUCUAACAGAAGGUCAACAUGCUGGUUCUCAUCGCUCUCUCGGUUCUUCACAUCGCAGCCAUCAUCCUGCUGCUGGUGGCGACCAUCGACAAUGCCUGGUGGGUGACUUCUAACACGAGCACCGAUGUGUGGGGCCAGUGGGUGUUGACAGGCAACAAGUGGAACUUGACCGAUCUCCCAAGCUACUAUCCACAAAACUACCUCCACGCAGUGCAGGCCACCACCGUGCUCGCCUGCAUUUUCUCCAUCAUCGGCCUCUUCGUGUUCAUCGCUCAGCUCUUCACGCUCCCGAAGGGGAACAGGUUCACCAUCUCUGGCGUCUUUCAAGCCCUCGCCUGCCUGUUCAUCAUGAUCGCAGCAUCCAUCUACACGGACCGUUUCCACUUCGACCAGCACAACCUCGGCAACUACGGCCACAGCUUCAUCCUGGCGUGGAUCGCCUUCGGCUUGACGUUCAUCUCCUCCAUCGUUUACUUUGUGCUACGCAAGAAGUAGCGUGGAACAAGUUGGACACUGGAUCACACUCCACAUUGUUUGUUUUUUUGUUUGGAAAAGAUCUACUCCUCCAGCUACAAUCCUGUUUGUUUUCUUUGUUCCUUUAUUAAAUUUAAGCUGCUAGUGUAAACACAACAGACCUGUGGAUAUUUUUCACAUACACUUAACGUUUGACAGAGUCCUGCCUUCCGACGGUUCCUUCGACUAAUGAAGCAGGAGUCGAACUCGGCCGUAUCCCAGUGUGUUUUCAGCCCGGAGUCGGGCUGGCUUUCUUCAGGGCAUCUAAUGAUACGUUCUUUUGUUUUUGUCGUUCAAGCUGAACAGAGAAAUCCUUCAGGUUUAAGAUCAAUUCGAACUUAAUGAUUAGUUUGUCGUCGCGCAAGUCACUAUUUUCAAAGAGAUCAUAAAGCGUUCGACUGGCAGCAGUAUAACGAUGAUCAAUAAAUAUUCAAGUACAGUUUUUUUAUGUACUUUUACAUUUAUGAAUAUGUAUGCUGCAGUAGAUUUUUUAAAAAAGGGUAUUUUGUUAUUUUCUUUGAUGUUUUUGCAUUACUUUAUUGUUAGUUUAUCAAUUUUUUUCCGUCUUCUCUAAUAAAAGACGUUCUCUAACUUUAUAAUGCUGAACUAAUAUGAUCCAAAAGGCCUUAGAUUAAUUUAUGCUCCUCUAAAAACAUUAUAGAUAUUGGAAUAAAAGAUAUUUGUAAUUAUAGGAGAGACUAAAUUUGAGAAAAAUCCAAAUUUUGUGCAGAAACACGGUUAAAAUCUUCCCACAAAAGCAACCCGAAGCCUGAGACACGAUGUGUAAAUAGGAUUUCUUCCCAGCAAAGCUCCGUGUGUCUGAUGUUGUUUAUUUUUGCUACAUGAAUGAUCAUAACAGUGAUUUUUUUGAAAUAAUAAAACUUUUCAUUUUCA